AUGGGAGAUACUGAAAAUCAGUUAGAAAAUUUACCAAUAACUUCCAGCGAAAGCAGCAUAAAAACACUUAUAGUGCAAACCAUAAAAGAAAAUAUUGAUGAAAUACUUUCUAGAUCACUUACAAUCAGCUGCAUUCAAGAAGAGAUUGAUAGGCGCUAUAAACAUAGCAAAAGUGAAUUAAAUGAAUUCAUCAGAACCCAGCAUAACUACAGCUAUGAUAUUAAGCAAGCUUUAAAUAAAUCAAAGGCUUGCUUUGAGGAUAUCCAGAGGCUUCAAGUUUAUAUAGACGAAAUCAGCGCAGAUCUCAAAUUUAAAGCUUACCAAAUCGAUCUUCAAAAACUAGGUGAAGAAAUUAUACUAUUAUUAAUAAAUUUCACCUUUUAUUAUCGAAUUAAUUACCUCUAUAUUUGGCUUAUUUUUUAGACGUUUUAAUGUAAAAGAUUAUAAAUAUUUAUGCCCCAUGUCAUAUGCCCAACAAUUAACAGCUGAAAUAAGAUCACUAGCCAAAGCUGAAGAUCUCAUAAAAACCAAUGAAGAUCUAAAAAAGUUUGAAAUUGAAGCAUGAGAUACCUUCAUUUCUAAAGAUGAUUUUGGAGAGCAAAUGAAAAAGACUAAAGAAGAGUUUUAUGAGCUGUUUAGAGGGUAUGCCAAAUCAGAAGAUCUUCAAAAAUUAUUAGAAAAUGUCUCCAAACAUCAAGAAAGUGUAAGAAAAGAGCUCGAUGUCUCUAAAGCAAGAAUGAACCAAUGAGGAUCUCUUUUGCAGCAAUCUAUAAACGAUAUCGCUGAAGAUAUCAAAAAAACAGCUACAAAAGAAGACUUGUCAGUGGUAACUGAACAGCUUAAUAUUAAAGCUUAUAAGUCUGACCUAGAAAAACUUGAGCGAUCAACACUUCCUAAAAUCGAAGAAUUUAAAACUUGUAUAAAAUCUUUUCAGUACCAAAUGGUCGAUCAUGAAGCAGUUUUGAGCAGAUUUGAUGAACUGAUUCUUGAAAAGGCUUCGAAAUAUGACUUACAAAAAAUAAGCCAAAAAAUUUCAGCUGUUAUAAAGCAUGCAAGUGUAGAAGUAAAAGUUGAUGAUGUCAUAACAAAAUUAAAUAUAUAUUGCUUUAUAUUGAUUUAAAUUAUUUUUAAAAAAAAAUAAGGUUUUUAUAAAUAGGAUUUGGGCUUUAAAUUUAAUCAAUCAUGAUAUAUUAAUCGCUGAUAAAGGAGAAAAAGAAGAAGUCAUAAAGAACAUGCAAGCACAGAUAACGAAAUUAAAAGAAUAUUGUGAUAAAAGAUAUAGCGAUUCUGGGGAUCUGAAAAUCAUCAAAGAAAAAUUGCAGAAUUUUGAAAGCGAGAUGUUAAGAAAAAUAGAUAGAGAAGAUACAAUAAAUCUUGUAAGCGAGAAGGUAGACAUAAGCGAAAUUAAUAGACUGAUGGAGUCAAUUGAGUCUGUUCAUAAGCAAAUAAAGCUUUUAGCUGUACAGUUUGGGACUAUGCAAAAGAGAUUUAUAGAUUCGAGCCCAUCAGCUGUAGGGAAAUUAAAGAAAGACAAUUUUUAUAAAAUCACACAAAAAUUAGUCGAUUAUAUUGUAGUUUCUAAGCCAACUGCUGAUGACCCACCUUUGAAUAAUCAAUUGAAGUCAUUCAUAAAACUUCCUGAUAGCAGUAGACUUACCCCAGAACCUCCUAAAAACACGACUCCAAGCACCAGAAUGCUAACUCCAAGCUCAAGAAUAUUAACACCUCACAGGCGUACAUUUAAUUCCUUCGAGCAAUUAUAA
This is a messenger RNA of Blepharisma stoltei, 1763 nucleotides long. The record is from the annotation of a GenBank genome assembly. Lineage: Eukaryota; Ciliophora; Heterotrichea; Heterotrichida; Blepharismidae.